GAGAGAGAGAGAGAAUAAGGACAGACAGGUCUUCACAAAGCGGUGGUGUUUCUACCUUCUCACGAGGACGUUUCACUAGGACCCGAUUAAUGCAGCGGUGAAACUGGGUCCGCAAACACACACACACACACACGCACGCACGCACCCGCGCGCGCGCUCUGCGGCAGUAAUCAUCGAAGAUAACGGUUUUGUAGGCGUGCACUUGAGCGUGUACCGGAGCUAAUGGUCGAAUUGUUUGUCCUCGUUGUUGCCUCAAAGCACCGGGACUGAAAAAGAAAACGGCAAAACCGAGACAGCGCGCGCGCAGGAAGCCAGUCUCGGCACGAGUUCAGCGAGGCAGUGUCUUUUGCAGCACGAGCCCUCACUUCAGUCUGACUGAGGCUUGAUUGACAGCUGGCUUGGUGGGAAAGAGACCUUGAGAGAAAGAUAGCGUCAGGGAAAGCGCUAUCGCCUUUCGUCUCAUCUUUCACAACAUGGCUUCCACACACACCCACACAAUGACUGGAGUUGCCUUUUUGUUCUUCAGCGAUGGCCAGUUUAAAGCCUUCAGUGUCCUCUUGUAGCAGCAUCAGUUCUUGGAGCUGUGGAAGAAACCAUUCAAGAGGCUAUUUUUAGAGAAAGAACGGCUCGUAGAACUUUUUCAUGUCUGUUCAUGAGCCCAGAGGCCAUGGCACGGCCCUUGCUGAAGAUCCAGCGCUAUUUCCGCCGCAAGCCUGUGCGCUUCUUCUCCUUCAUCCUCCUCUACCUCACAGCCGGCAGUCUCGUCUUCCUCCACUCGGGCUUCUCGGCAGAUUCGGGUUCCGGUGGUGGACACGGCCCACUAGCGUCAGUUAUGGGGCGCAUGGCUACGUCCGCCGAGGGCUUGGGCAACGUCAGGAGGGCAUUUAAGGACACGCAAACCACACGAAGGUUCGGGCUCACCUGGACGAAAGCAAGAAUCAACAAAGAACCCGAGGAGGGCAGAGCAAAGUACAUUGGCUGCUAUGUAGACGACACACACAAGAGGGCGCUCAGAGGCAUUUCCUUCUUCGACUACAAAAAGAUGACUGUCUUCCGCUGUCAGGACAACUGUGCUGAGAGGGGCUACUUGUACUCUGGCCUGGAGUUCGGAGCGGAGUGUUACUGCGGCCACAGGAUCCAGGCGGCGAACGUGUCGGACAAUGAGUGUAACAUGCCGUGUAAGGGUGAGAAAAGCAAGCUGUGUGGAGCAGCCAACCGCCUGUCCAUCUACAGACUGGAACUGAGCCAGGAGUCAGCACGGAGAUAUGGGAGUGCCAUCUUUAAAGGCUGUUUCAGGAGACCGGACAACAUCACACUAGCACUUCCUGCUGCUGCUGUCAUUCAGAACAUGUCCGUGGAGAAGUGUGUUGACAUGUGCACAGAGAAGGAGUUUUCUCUGGCUGCUUUGGCUGGGAUUAAAUGCCACUGUGGUUUCCCCACCACCCUCUUCACCCUACACGAGCCUGAGGAAGAGGAUUUGUGCCUUAAUCGCUGUGCAGCCGAGGACUUUGAGAGCUGCGGCAAUGACGACUACUUUAUAGUUUACCAAACACAAGUGCAAGACAAUCGAUGUAUGGACCGGCGGUUCCUGCCCACACGUUCGAAAAAGCUGACAGCUUUAGCAAGCUUCCCUGGAGCUGGAAAUACAUGGGCUCGCCACCUCAUCGAGUUGGCCACUGGAUAUUACACAGGGAGUUACUACUUUGAUGGUUCACUAUACAACAAGGGUUUUAAAGGAGAGAGGGACCACUGGCGUAGUGGCAGGACAAUUUGCAUAAAGACACACGAGAGUGGCAAGAAAGAAAUCGAAGCCUUCGACUCCAGCAUCCUGAUGAUUCGCAACCCCUACAAGGCCCUUAUGGCUGAAUUCAACCGGAAGUAUGGCGGCCAUAUCGGAUUCGCUUCUCAGGCCCACUGGAAAGGAAAAGAAUGGCCUGAGUUCGUAAAGAACUAUGCACCGUGGUGGGCAUCACAUACACUCGACUGGCUCCAGUAUGGUAAAAACGUACACCUUGUGCACUUCGAGGAGCUGAAGCUUGACCUUUUCACUCAGCUGAAGCGCAUGGUUCUCUUCUUGGGCCUUGACGUAUCAGAGGAUCGGCUGUUGUGCGUUGUGGCACAAAAAGAUGGCAACUUCAAGCGCUCGGGCCUCAGAAAGCUUGAGUAUGAUCCGUACACACCGGAGAUGCGGGAAAAGAUUGACAGCCUCAUACGCAGCGUGGAUGUUGUGCUGAAACUGAGGAACCUUUCAGGGAUUCCAGAUGAUUAUAGACCAAGAUGAUACAACCUCACACUCUUUGUUUAUCUGCUUGUUUUUGUUCCUAUAGUAUUUUCGGGUUGGUCUUUUUUUUUUUCUUCCCGAUGAAAAAACCCCCCACAAUUUCCUUAUUUUUUGUGGCUCAACCAAAACAAAUACCUUUAAGAAGGAGGAACACUAAGAACAAUAAACCAGAACUUUGAGUUAGCAGAUACAGAAGGAUGAAAAGUUCCUAAAAGUCACAUGACAUGCUGAUGGUUAAGCAAGACAAUCUGGUAACUACAGACAGCCUACUACGAUCGCUGUUGUAGGUGAAGCACUUUUUUAUGUGCUGUCUCCUCUGUGUGUGUGUGUGUGUGUGUGUGUGUGUGUGUGUGUGUGUGUGUGUGGUCAUGGAGACAUGCUGUAUUGAUGCACAGUUUACUGGCCAGACCAACAUUAUGGCACUAGGUGGAGUAAUGACAUGUGCAGCUGAGUCUAAGCCUGAUGUCAUAACCUGAUAGUUUUAUGGUUUCAUUCAGUUUUAGCUGCAAUUCUGCAAAGAGAAACAUAGUAGAGUAGACAAUGAACAGAAAUAUGAGGCUUUUUUUGUUGAACAUUUUGUAAGGAAAAUUUUCUUGCCACGAAUUGCCAGUUUGCAAGAUGAAUGAAGGCAUAAACAAACAAAUAAACAAUAUGUAGUUAAUACACUACUCAUCAAAGCUGGGGUAUGAAAAAUUGCACGAGAUCUCGAAAGUACAGAGCAAGAUGAUAAAAGCAAAUUUUCAAUAAUAAGAAUGACAAAGUCACCUUGUUUUCCUCAAAAAAAAAACCUGGUUAGCCUUUAAUAUCAAAGCUGGGGAAAGAAAAAAAAAUGCGUAUUUAUAGAUAACUCAAGAUAAAUAAAGCUUUUGAUGGGCAGCAUACAUAAUCCUAAACAUGGAUUAGGAUUAGGAUUAAAGUGGAAUAUGAUCUCAUCUCAGUCAUGUUUAACUUCCUGUGGUCACAGUGGACUAAUUCUAAUUCGUUCAUGGCCACAAAACAGAUGAUAAACUCAGCAUUUUGGACCCUACCGUAGCUACACAGUGAUCAUUACUAUAUUUUAACACUGUAUUAUUGUGUUUAUGCAAAGAGCGAUGAAUUAUAGGUGUAGAAUAAGAAUCUUGUAUAGAGACACAGCAGAAGCUUUUAAACAAAUGCUACUGAUCCCUAAUAACGCAACUUCCUCUCUACAUUCUAUUUCAAGACUCUCUCUCUCUCUCUCUCUCUCUCUCUCUCUCUCUCUCUCUCUCUCUCUCUCUCUCUCUCCCUCCCUCUCUCUCUCUCACUCUCUCAGAAAGCUCUUUGUUUUUUGAACAACAUUAUGAACUGCGACUGCGGGAGUUGUUUUCUUUGGAAAGAAGAGACUGUUGCCAUUAAAUCAGCUUGCGAUCACUUUUUCAGUAAAACUUUAUUAACUGUGGAAAUGAAUGUCCAAAAACAAAGAAAGAAAAUGGCUCAAAGAACUGUGCAUGUGCGAAUGCCACCUUCUUCACACCAAUGAGAAACUACAGACUUUGAUAUUAAAAUACGGACUCAUUAACCCCUGCAUGACCUAUUUAAUUAACCACAGAGUAUUCCCCUCUGUUUAAUUUUACAUUACAUUACGCUGUUACGUUAUCAAGCUGUUAUCAAGCAUUAUUUUACUGUUACCAUGACAGUGUGUGCCUUGGACGUUAUAGGCCUCAUUUAACAAGCUGAAUAAAAACUCAUUUAUUUGUAAAUCAUUUGCAGGAACGUGUACAGGAGGUGGUAUUCAUGAAAAUCCAGUUUGAUUUUCCUGAGUUUGUAUACAUGUAAAUGUAAAGGGGAAUCGCAAAUGUGAACGUUUUUUGAUCGGCUACAAAUCAUAUAAUUGUUGAUGAGUUCAUUCAAAUGUAUCUUUAGAUGGCACUGUCAAUUUUAAGUCAAGUUAUUUCAGUUACACACAAAGAUUUAAUGAGCAUUUUGUGAAACUCAUUUUAUAUUUCAUAGCAAAUCAUUUUAUCAAAGACAACUCCGUCAAUUAAAAAAUAAAAUAAGACAUGCCGUUUACCUAGGACAAAAGUAAUUGCACCAUAUAAAAGGAGGAAUUUUGUCAUUUUAAGCUCUGUGAACUGUGCCUUUUGUAGGGUUUUGUAGGUGGCACGAAAUGUAAAUUAGCUGAACUGACAAUGCACAUAGUAAUUUAUCGACAUAAUUGAAAUGAUCGAUAUGCACAAGUAUGAAGAAUAUCUUUGUUAUAGUUUUGGAAAACUGAUGGGAUUUUUUUUUUUUUUUUUUUUUUUAGUUUGUUUCAGCCUAUGAAAACAACUUUACUAAAAUAUUUAUAAAUGAGGCCCAUUGGUUGUUUUAUUUUCUCUGUUGCAGAGAACUUGUGUGGUUUCCAGAGCUUUAGAGCUUUAUAUGUUUAAGAAAAGCGAAGUGUUGUGCUUUUCCUGAGCAGCUCUUUGAAUGAUUUUGGCCAACAUUUACUAGAUUUCUGCUACACAAUCUGCUGAAUUUCUGUGCACCUUCUCAGACAACAUGACUUAUUGGAGUUUUCUAGAAUGGUACUCAUACACAACCCAAUGUCCUGCAAAUUUCAUUUUAAAAAAGUGUAUGUGCUGUAUGUUGGUAUAGUGCCCUAUAUUUUGGGCUUUCCUCAUUGUCUUUACCUUCAGUCCUUUAGCACAGGAGUGCAGUGUUAACCAUGAAGAGCCAGUAUAUUAUUCCAGAUGCAAACCUGCAGCCAUUUUGGCUCUUUGAAUAUUGUAUUUGACACCUCUGCCUCUAAAAUGAAAUGAAAAAGUAGGAUAUGUGUGUUUGUGGAACCUGAAUACCUGAACACAUACUAAACUUGAAUAUUUAUAUAAGUAAUUGUGUGAUUUCUUUUUCCUGCUAAAGUUGACAAACAUAUAUGUUAUAUAUUUUAUCUGCAAUGAGGUCAUUCUAAAAAUGUUUAUUUUAUGUGAACUUAUUAUUAUUAAUUGUUCUAUGCUGGAAAUAUCCCCUUUUGUUUCUUGCAUUCAUGUUGGCUAACCACAAUAAGCAACUAAAGAGAGACUGAACAUUUUAUUUAGAAUAUAGUCACCUAUUUAAGGGUGAAAAUGUCAGAUGACCUACCUUACAUUUAAUCCCCGCUUAAAAUCACACACCUGGUAGUAAACCAAGUAUUGCUUCCAGUACAUACACAUUUUUGUAAGGCUUUAAAACUCUAUUUGUAGGCCGAGACUGAAAGAGACGUAAUGUCACUCCUAUUUUUUCGACAGAGCCUCAGAACCCCAGUCAAUCUGAAUGUAUUUUCAAUGGAUUGAAUGUAAUGUAAUACUAAUGAUGACUAUUAGCUGUGUGAUGUUGAUUGAUGAUUUUAUUUUCGUUAUAUACUAUGUCACUGUGGACAGACUUGGCUUUCAUUUCCUCAAAAAGUGGAAAAACAUGUACUACAACGUACUAUUUUUGUACUUGCCUGAAUGAGGCUUAUGGGUCCUCGAUAAUAAACAGCUCUAAAUGCAA
Ictalurus punctatus (channel catfish) is the source of this 5749-nucleotide messenger RNA. It is a transcript of the gene wscd2, whose product is annotated as WSC domain containing 2. The transcript has 9 exons. Bases 653 to 2281 code for a protein of 542 amino acids. Gene Ontology annotation, molecular function: sulfotransferase activity. Lineage: Eukaryota; Metazoa; Chordata; Actinopteri; Siluriformes; Ictaluridae. The record is from RefSeq and is a predicted model, not a curated record.